This is a messenger RNA of Lolium rigidum, 1985 nucleotides long. RefSeq lists its product as uncharacterized. NCBI's taxonomy places the organism in Eukaryota, Viridiplantae, Streptophyta, Magnoliopsida, Poales, Poaceae. The record is from RefSeq and is a predicted model, not a curated record. Bases 1 to 1752 code for a protein of 583 amino acids. The transcript has 9 exons.
AUGGGCACGGUGAAGGCGUGGGUGGCGGACAACUACACGGGGACCAUGGGGUCGAUGCACAACUCGAUGCAGGUCGCGUACGUGGUCUUCUCCUUCUGCGCAGCCUUCCUCCUCGGCGGCAUCAAAGCGAUGGUGGUCGGCCCGGUGGCGGCGGCGCUGAUGAUUCUGGGCAACGUCGGCGUGAUCCUCGUCCUCUUCCCGGCGCACGUUUAUUGGACCAUCUACUCCGUCAUCAAGACGGACCGCAUCAACGCUGGCCUGAAGCUGGCGCUGGCCAUCGCGCUGCCGGUGCUGUUCGGCCUCUGGCUUGGCCUGGGCAUCUUCGGCAGCGCGCUGGUGGCUCUCGGCUAUGGCUUCUCCACGCCGUGGAUCUCCACCUUCGAAGCGUUCCGGCAGGAGAGCGAGUCCGACAAGUUCAUCCAUGGCAUUGUGGACGGGACAUGGGGGACGAUCAAGGGCAGCUGCACUGUGGUGAGGGACUUCGCCGACAUGUGCUUCCACUCCUACCCCGCUUACCUCGAGGAGUUCCGCCAGUGCUCCGACGACCGCCAGCCCCACUCCAUAAGGCUGCUGGACGUGCCUUCGUGUAUCCUCGUCGGCGUCCUGGGGCUGGCCGUGGACAUACCGCUCUACACGGUGAUCGCGCUGAUCAAGAGCCCCUACAUGCUCUUCAAGGGCUGGCAGAGGCUGCUGCACGACCUCAUCAGCCGCGAGGGCCCCUUCCUGGAGACGCUCUGCGUGCCCAUCGCCGGCCUCGCCAUCCUCUUCUGGCCCCUCGUGGUGGUUGGGAGCGUCCUGCUUGCCGUCGUCUCUAGCAUCUUCGUGGGGCUCUACGGGGCUGUCAUCGUCUACCAGGAGAAGUCAUUCCGGAGAGGAGUUUCCUACGUGGUCACCAUGGUCGCGGAGUUCGACGAGUACACGAACGACUGGCUUUACCUUCGUGAAGGGACAAUUCUUCCAAAGCCAUCCUACCGGAAGAGAAAAGCAUCCGAUUCCGCAGAGUUCUCUGUCCGACCAAGUGCUUCUGUUAGGGGAGGCGACUAUCCUAGUACUUCCAGUGAAGCACCAGCAAUGCUGGUUCCAACUUUGGUUCCAGCGAGAUCGGUCCGAGAGGCCAUACAGGAGGUCAAGAUGGUCCAGAUAUGGGCAAAUAUGAUGAAGUCCUGCGAGAUGAGGGGCAGAGACCUUUUGAAUUUGAAUGUCAUAACCGCUGUUGAUCUGACCGAGUGGUUAAGAACAAGCGAUAGUGGCAAUGAAACGAUAAACCUGGGAAUCACUUCUUACUCUAUGCUGUGCAACGUCCUCCAGUCAAUCAAGGCUGGUUCUGCAGGGCUGCUGCUGGACAACGGCGUCGAGGUCGAUCAGCAAAACCGCCCGCAAGACCUGUUGCUAGAUUGGUUCUUCCAUCCUGUGCUAGUACUCAAAGAUCAAAUACAGGCGCUCAAAAUGACGGAGCAAGACCUGAGAUUCUUGGAGAAGCUCACACUUUUCGUUGGCAAUUCAGCAAGAGCACAAGCUUGGGAUAACGGUGCUGAGACCCCCCAGGAUCCUGUAAGGACAGCGCAGAUCCAGGCAAUCAGUCGAAGGAUGAUUGGAAUAGUGAGGAGCAUGUCAAAGUUCCCGACGUACCGGAGGAGAUACAGGCACGUCGUGAAGCUACUCCUCGCCUACUCCGUGGAGCGGGAAGGGUCGAUCGGAUCGUCGGUGUCAGGUCAAUCUGUUUCCUACGAGAUAACACAUCUCGAAGUAUAGAUUGAUGUCGUCUUCAGUGAUCAGGAGCAGCUAGUUGGCACAUCUUUUCGCUCUUUCUGUUCAAGUAGAUAGAUAUUCAAUCGCACGCCGUUUUUGUCUGUGCCUCGCCUGUUUAAAGUCUACUAGGAGCUUUUGCCAAUGUGUAUAGUUUGUGUGCUGAGAAUUCACACACGAACACCCGUCGUGCUGUACAUUCUUGUAUAUACUCUUUUUUUGGGGUUCUUUUGAUUGAU